UCGUGGUCUUCCACUGUCAUUCAUGUACGUAUAUUCGUCCUCUGUGAUCUCCCCUUCCAAAAACCAAACCUCCCUUUCGCCUUCGAGCUCCAUCAAUGGCGAAACUCUCUUACGCUCCCAUUUUAUCGCUUAUCCCUGAUUAACCAACCCACUCAUCCUUAUUCCAAUCCGGGAAUACCUAUUCCACACCUAUUCCCAUUUUUAUCCUCAACAUGUCUCUCCGAGCACUCAGAAUAACCCACUUAUUCCCCCCUCCGAAACCCUACCACUUCAUCUUCAACCUCCGCUCCAUCUCCUCCUCCUCCUCCUCCUCUUCCCCUUUCGAGCCCUCCCUCUCCUCCAACCCCCACGCACGCCACCUGUUCGACCUAUUCUCCCAACCGCGCCACCUCCGCGACGCCGCCGAGCUCGGCCGCGCCGGGCGCCUCCUCUCCGGCCAGACAGCCGAGCUCGUCCUCGGGAGCUUGGCGGGGUGGCGCGCCGCUGACGAGUUCUUCCGCUGGGCCGCGUGGCAGCCCGGGUUCCACCACACCUGCUACACCUACAACGCCAUGGCCCACGCCCUCUCCCGCGCGCGCCAGCCCGGGCGCCUCAAAACCCUAGCCGCCGAGGUCGUCGCUCGCCGCUGCCCCAUGACCCCCGGCGCGAUGGGGUUCCUAAUCCGGUGCCUCGGCACUCUCAGCUUAGUCGAAGAGGCUGAACAUGUGUUCGAUCACGCUGGGGAUUUGAACUGCGUGCCGAAUUCGUAUACGUACAAUUGUUUGCUCGAGGUGUUGGGUAAGGCCGGGCGAGUUGAGUCGUCGGAAGCGAGGCUUCGGGAGAUGAUGCAAGGGUUAGGGAGAGAGCCGGAUAAGUAUACGCUUACUUCGGUCUUGCAAUGCUAUUGCAAUGCUGGGAAAUUCGAUGCUGUGUUGAAAACUUUUAAUAACAUGAAUGAGAGAGGAUGGGUGGAUGAGCAUGUACUAACAGUCCUAAUUGUCACGUUCUGUAAAUGGGGAAAGGUGGAGAGUGUCUUCGAACUGUUUGAUAGAAUGACCGAGAGAGGAGUGAAGCCCAGUGAAAGAACAUUUAGUGUUUUAAUUCACGGUUUUGUGAGGCAGGGGAGGUUGGAUAAAGCAGUAGAGAUGUUCGAUAAAAUGAAAGACUCGGGUUUUAUUGGGGAUUUGCGGAUUUAUAGUGUUUUGAUUGAAGGGUUGUGUGAGGGGAAGGAUCUAAGAAGGGCUUUGGAUUUGUACAUGGAUAUGAAGAGGCAGGGUAUUUCUCCAGAUGUUCGAUUGCUCAAGAAGAUGAUCUCAGCUUUUUGUGGGGAAAAUGACUUGGUCGGCAUAGGCCGGUUGUUUGAGGAAAACAAGGAGAUUCUGAGUUCUAGUAGUUGUGUCGCCCUUUUUAAUGCAAUUCUUGAUGGACUUGUUAAUCAAGGUGAUGUAGAUAGAGCUCAUAGCUUAUUAAGGGUUAUGAUAGAAUCUGUAGGCACGGAAGUCCCUUCAUCAACCAUGGAGGAGCCAAAGAUAGGCGAGAAUGAAGCUACAUUGGAGAACUUAUUUAAUGUCAAGAGAGCUGUUAUCCCAAAUUCUGAUUCUUUUAAUAUUGUUAUUUGUGGUUUAUGCGAAGUUAAAAAGCUGGAUAUGGCAUUAACUCUUGUGAAUGAUAUGGUUGGAUUAGGACGCAAAGGAAAGCUUUUGAUGUUUAAUAAUUUGAUCCUCGAGCUCUGUACUGUAAAUAGAUUGGAUGAAGCCUAUGAGAUUUUUGGCAAGAUGAAGGAAUUGGGAAUUGUACCUACUGAGUUUACAUAUAAUUCUUUAUUUUACGGGCUUUGCAGAAGGAAGGAUUCAAUAGCUGCUCUUGACCUCCUAAGGGAGAUGAGAAGUGAAGGGCGUGUACCAUGGAUAAAGCAUUGCACCACUAUGGUAAAGGAACUCUGUAUGAAUGGAGAAGUAGCCAAAGCUUCAGAGUUUCUAAGUGACUUGCUCAAAGUGGGUUUUAUUCCUGACCUUGUUGCUUAUUCUGCAGCUAUUGAUGGUAUGUGCAAGAAUGGGGAAGUCGAUAAGGCUCUCGCACUCUUUCGUGACAUCUCUUCAAAUUUUUAUCUUCCCGAUGUAGUUGCUCACAAUAUUAUAAUUAAUGGGUUGUGUAAAGCUGGUAGAUUGACUGAAGCACAAGAUAUUCUACAAAACAUGCUUGUGAAGGGGCUCAUUCCUUCUGUUGUCACCUAUAAUCUUAUGAUCGAUAAUUGGUGCAGGGCUGACAAGAUUGAAGGGGCACUUGCUUUCUUUCAUAAAAUGAUUGAUGAAGAAAGGGCGCCUACGGUCGUCACUUACACAAGCUUAAUAGAUGGAUUGUGUAGCGCCGGAAGAGCUGAAGAUGCUCUUGUUAUAUGGGAUGCAAUGAGGCACAAGGGUUGUUUUCCAAACAAUAUAACUUAUACGGCUCUCAUUCAUGGUCUGUGCAAAUGUGCUAGGCCGGAUGUAGCACUUAAUUAUUAUAAUGAGAUGGUGGAGAGAGGGAUUGAGCUUGAUAAAAAUGUACAUUUAUUGCUAAUAAAUUCCUUGAUUUUGAAAGGUAAUACAACAAAAGCAUUUGAGCUUUUGAAAGAGAUUCUCAGUAACAACUUUCAUUCCACUAGUCCUAAGCAAUUUGAACUAAUGAAGAAAGCUGUUGGCAAGUUGUACCGAGAUGAAUGUACUUAUUUAGAUACCAGGAUGCUCAUUGAGAAAGGUUCUGUGCCAAUGAUUGACAGCAUAAGUGACAUAUUGGAGGAUGUGAAGAAAUGAUGUAUACUGUUUGGGUGAAUAUAGAAAAUUUUAUCAAAGCUUUCAGAAGUAUCUUAUGUUUGCCUAGAUGAUCGGAAAAGGCGCAUGGUUUUUUGCUUGCAAGCCACUCCCAUAACACAUUUUCUGAAUCCAGCUUUCAGAAAUGUGUAUAUUUGCUUCAGGAACUCUCUCUGUAUGAAGCUUUCUCUUUCCAUCCAGAACCGAGGUUGCUGCUGAAAUGCAGUAAUGGUGUGAAAGUUAAGGCUUCCCAUAGUUCUCGACUGGAAAGGGAUACUGUGCAGAGAAGAUUGGGGAUUAAAGAAGAAAAA
Molecule: messenger RNA, 3079 nt
Organism: Ananas comosus (pineapple)
Lineage: Eukaryota; Viridiplantae; Streptophyta; Magnoliopsida; Poales; Bromeliaceae
Product: putative pentatricopeptide repeat-containing protein At5g08310, mitochondrial
Exons: 2
Coding region: 213-2771 (852 amino acids)
Biological process (GO): intein-mediated protein splicing
Molecular function (GO): protein binding
Source: RefSeq, a predicted model, not a curated record